Exophiala dermatitidis NIH/UT8656 is the source of this 1062-nucleotide messenger RNA. RefSeq lists its product as uncharacterized. The record is from RefSeq and is a predicted model, not a curated record. NCBI's taxonomy places the organism in Eukaryota, Fungi, Ascomycota, Eurotiomycetes, Chaetothyriales, Herpotrichiellaceae. Bases 1 to 1062 code for a protein of 353 amino acids. The transcript has a single exon.
AUGAAGAACCCUGCGAUUUUCCUACUGUUGACUUCUGUGGGAUGUAUGGCUUUCGGCACAAGGCCCCCUCACCAUUCAGCUCAUCCUCUUACUCCCUCUCAUGUGCAUGGUACAUCGUCCCACCACCGAGGCGAUGUUGCCACGGGUUGGCCAGCAAAACAUACCUUUAGCACAGUGACAUUGUCUCGUGCAAAUCAUGGCCCUAACAAUUCUGGACAUGCAGAGUCAUAUGGUUUUGAACCAAGCUCACAGCCUUAUGUUGCCCGCUUGGCAAAUGGCGAUAAGGAUCAUGAGCGGUGGCACCAUGCGAUCAGUCACAUGCAGACACAUUCUGGACAUCAUGGUCCUCCUAAGAUCGCUCCUCCACCACCCGGUAUGGCCAAGGUCCCGCGGUCUGCUCAACCUGGUCCUGAAGGGUUGAUACAUAUCUCUGCAUCAUCGCCAGAGAUGUUGAACAAAACAUCGGUUCCGCAGCCCACAGGAGCUGGCACCGAGAAUCAUAAAGAUGGCGGAGGCGCCGCAGUCGCUGGCGGUGGAGGACAUCGCGGCGAGGCGGCAAGGAUGCCUCGACUAUUGGGAGUCCUCAGCGCCCCAUUUAUGUUUGGCAGACAUAUAAAAGCAGCCGUCUUGCAUCUCAACAAGUACCAAGCGCAAGCCGACCCAGAUCCGCCAGAGAAAUAUGUUGCCCCAGUUUGCGGUAAUCCUUACUGCAAGUCUGGUGCCUCGCGUGCUAUGGCGAACCCGUUAAGAUUUCCAGUCUAUAUAUUGGCAAGGGGUUGCGCUAUCUUUGGCAAAGCUGGGGCUUGGGCAGUGGGUUCUCGGAUUGAAGGUGGUGGCCACGGUCCAGCUUUGAGUCUCCAGGCGGAUCAGGGGCCGGUUCCACUGCACGCUGGUGGGAUUUCGAAUCACGGCGACAAACACCAACCUUGUGUUAUGGCUGAUGGAAGGAAAGACCUGGUUCUUGAAGAUGGGAGGAAUGCACGCUGGUCUUUGGGCGUGGGCAGUGCUUUGAUGGGACUGUGGAGGCGACUGAGAGACUCAGCUAGCCAGGGUCAGGGCUGA